Messenger RNA from Australozyma saopauloensis, 729 nucleotides. RefSeq names its product 2',3'-cyclic-nucleotide 3'-phosphodiesterase. Gene Ontology annotation, molecular function: 2',3'-cyclic-nucleotide 3'-phosphodiesterase activity. Gene Ontology annotation, biological process: cyclic nucleotide metabolic process. NCBI's taxonomy places the organism in Eukaryota, Fungi, Ascomycota, Pichiomycetes, Serinales, Metschnikowiaceae. Bases 1 to 729 code for a protein of 242 amino acids. The transcript has a single exon. The record is from RefSeq and is a predicted model, not a curated record.
AUGGACUCCUUAGCCACUGUGUUUCCGGACCAGCCACCCAAGUUCGAACCACAUAUAACAAUAUCCACCAAUAUCGCGGUCGAUAUGGACAAUGCGAAGGAUGAAGUCAAUCGGAUUCUAUCAGCAUGUAGCAUAGCACUUCACUCGCUUCCGGUUGAGUCAGUGCAUCAUGACUGGAUUAAACUCGGGAAGGUGACGAGCCAGAGGCUCUAUUUUAAGAAAUUGUAUUUUCUGGUUUUGGCAGAUUCUACGCUUCUACUGUUCUCGCGAAUAGUUCGGGAACAAUUCGUGUGUUUGCCGAAUCGAAUUGCAUUAGCGGAACAGGUCGCUAAUCCCGAGCUAUUCCACAAGAACUCGAAUGGCGUGGUUGUUCGCAAGAAAAGCAAAGGACGGCUCCGGAAGUCAUCCAAUGCUGAGGUACCACCAGCAAAUAUCGAUUUACAAAAAAUUCGGUCCGAGCUGGCGCAAGAGGCGGCCCAAUGGGCGGCACAAGAGUUCGAGCCUCAUCUAUCCUUGGUAUACAGUAAGCUUCACCCUAUAGACAAUGCAUUGUGGCGCACAAUUCGAACAAGGGUGUCGGACUAUCUCUCGAUAGAGGACUGUGACCUGGACCAUUGGAACAUUGAGGGCAAUGGCUAUUCUUGGGAGGGAGGUGUGCUCAAAUUGAUGCUUUGUGAGGGAGACGUUAGCCAGUGGCUUGUCUUGGGGUCUGUCGAUCUCCAUGUAUAA